This is a messenger RNA of Scheffersomyces stipitis CBS 6054, 276 nucleotides long. RefSeq names its product 60S ribosomal protein eL43 (gene RPL43A). Gene Ontology annotation, cellular component: ribosome. The record is from RefSeq and is a predicted model, not a curated record. The annotation marks the transcript as partial. Gene Ontology annotation, molecular function: structural constituent of ribosome. Gene Ontology annotation, biological process: translation. The transcript has a single exon. NCBI's taxonomy places the organism in Eukaryota, Fungi, Ascomycota, Pichiomycetes, Serinales, Debaryomycetaceae.
ACUAAGAGAACUAAGAAGGUUGGUAUCACCGGUAAGUUCGGUGUCAGAUACGGUUCUUCCUUGAGAAGACAAACCAAGAAGUUGGAAGUCCAACAACACGCUAAAUACGACUGUUCUUUCUGUGGUAAGAGAACCGUGCAAAGAGGUGCUGCUGGUAUCUGGAGCUGUAAGUCUUGCAGAAAGACCGUUGCUGGUGGUGCUUACACCGUCUCCACUGCUGCUGCUGCCACCGUCAGAUCUACCAUCAGACGUUUGAGAGACAUGGCUGAAGCUUAA